This is a messenger RNA of Fusarium pseudograminearum CS3096, 1815 nucleotides long. RefSeq lists its product as uncharacterized. NCBI's taxonomy places the organism in Eukaryota, Fungi, Ascomycota, Sordariomycetes, Hypocreales, Nectriaceae. The transcript has 4 exons. Bases 1 to 1815 code for a protein of 604 amino acids. The record is from RefSeq and is a predicted model, not a curated record.
AUGCCACUUCCUACAGCUUCCAUUUAUGAGCCGCCGUCGGCUGGCUUCAAUGGCUUCCCUUCUCGAAGAAGUGUCGUUCACAGCACUGAGGGAAUCGUAGCUGCACCUCAACCUCAUGCGGCGAAAUGUGGUCUUGAGAUCCUCAGAGCUGGAGGAAAUGCUGCUGAUGCAGCUGUCGCAGUUGCCGCCGGUCUUAAUGUCACCGAACCUGUAUCAACUGGCAUCGGAGGCGACAUGUUCCUCCUGUACUUUGACGCCGCGACGAAGCAAGUCAAGAGUCUCAAUGGAUCAGGUCGUUCAGGCGCAAAGCAGUCCCUCGAGACAAUCCGUAAAGCUCUCAACAUCCCCGACGGUAAGAUUGGUGAGAUUCCAACGCAUGGCGUCCACGCUGCAACGGUUCCCGGAGCUGCAGCCGGUUGGGUCGACACCGUUGAGAGGUUCGGAAGUGGAAAGCUUAGUUUGAGCCAAAUCCUUGCGCCUGCUAUUAAGUUAGCUGAGAAUGGGCACCCUGUGUCUGAGAUUGCUUCUCAUUCGUGGCAAGCCCAGGAAAAACUUCUUCGUGAUGCCUCUCCCAAUUUCGCAGAAAUGCUCAAGCAAGACCCCUCCGCACAAGACGGCGUCAGAGCACCCCGUCCAGGCGAAGUUUUCAAGAACCCAACUCUCGCAAAGACCUUUCGCGCACUGGCGACAGAAGGCAAGAAGGGUUUUUAUACCGGUCGCAUCGCAGAGGAGAUUGUCAGAGUUGUGCAAGACCUAGGCGGAUACCUCGAACUCGACGACUUGAAGCACCAUCUCGAAACAGGCACACAAAACACAGAUCCCAUCUCUGUCAAGUUCCGCGGUCAGGGACUCGCGAGUAAAGACCCCAAUGGAGGUGUUGAGCUUUGGGAGCAUCCGCCCAACGGACAAGGUAUUGUUGCGCUGAUGGCCCUUGGUAUCAUUGAGCAGCUGGAAAAGCAGGGCAAGAUUCCCACGUUUGGACCUGAAGACCAUAACUCGACCGUUUAUCUGCAUGCUAUUAUUGAAGCUCUGCGUCUGGGAUUUACGGACGCGAGUUGGUAUGUCACUGAUCCUGAUACCACCAAAGUACCAACAGAGGGCUUGAUCUCUCCUGAGUACCUCGCCGAGCGGGCCAAGAUCUUUGACGCGACAAAGGCCCAUGAUGGAGUUCAGCCUGGAAAUCCCGAUUUUGUAUCACCCGCUCUGCGAAGCAGUGAUACGGUCUACUUUACCGUUUGCGACGCUGCUGGCAAUGCUGCUUCGUUCAUCAACUCCAACUACGCUGGUUUCGGUACAGCGAUUAUUCCCAAGGGUUGCGGAUUCACUCUCCAAAACCGUGGCGCAAACUUCUCUUUGGAUGAGAAGCAUCCUAAUAAGCUUGAGCCGCGCAAGAGACCUUACCACACAAUUAUUCCCAGCAUGGCCACGAAUCUCAGCGACGGAUCUCUACACUCUGCAUUCGGUGUUAUGGGCGGAUACAACCAACCUCAAGGCACACUCCAAGUUCUUCUGAACCAAGUACUAUUCGGUCUGAACCCUCAACAAGCACUUGAUGCUCCUCGUAUCUGCAUUGGAGCCGGUAUGCCUGAUGAGGGUAACGUGCUGGACUGGACUGUGCAUGUGGAGGAGGGUAUCUCGGAUAAGACUGUUGAGGAGUUGAAGGGGUUGGGACAUAAUGUUGUUGUACUGAAGGAUUGGAAGAGGGCUAUGUUUGGAAGGGGACAGAUUAUUAGAUAUACUGUUGAUCCUGAUGGAACGCCGGUUUGGUCGGCGGGUAGUGAUCCUAGAGCAGAUGGCGCAGCAUAUCCUCAGUAA